AACUUUCUUUCAGUUGAACCCUUCAACCUGAACCACCCGACCUACCUACAUCAAGCGCCUUCCCCUUUCUCGACAAGGCUUUGCUGCGUGAUCCUCGACUUCACCUUCACCUCAGAAAUAUCCUACAUUUAUCGUUGUCGUCGCUGUGACUUAGUCCCUCGCUGCGCAGUGCAAGAGGUGACACCAUGACCAGUCGCACCGAUUCCAACAGGCCUAACCUUCGGGUUACCAUUAUCGCAGCCGACGGCCUAUAUAAGAGGGAUGUUUUCCGCUUCCCCGACCCUUUUGCUGUUGCGACCAUAAAUGGCGAGCAAACCAAAACAACGACCGUCAGCAAAAGAACUCUAAACCCGUACUGGAACGAGAGCUUUGACUUCCGCACCAAUGAAGAUGGCAUCCUUGCAGUACAGGUUUUUGAUCAAAAGAAGUUCAAAAAGAAGGACCAGGGAUUCUUGGGAGUUAUCAACAUUCGCGUUGGAGAUGUCAUACCUGAGCUCAGUGCAGACGCCGAUGACCAGAUGCUCACACGAGACCUGAAGAAAUCAACCGAUAACCUAGUCGUCCACGGAAAGCUUAUUAUUAACCUCUCUUGCAACCUCAGUGCACCAGCCCGCGGCGGCCAGACAUCAACAGCUCGACCAUCUUUGGGGACCGGCCCUUCGAACGCAUCCAACCUCUCCGCCCCACCACCAGAGAACCGACCGGGAUCUUCAAUGUCAGGACCAAACGGCGCUGGUGGUUCGCAGGUCAAUUUGGCACAUCGCCCGUCCAGCAUUAACUCUGUUGGCGGUGCUAGCGCCACCGGACCAAACGCAUCUGGACCGACUCGCCAAGCUAAUCAGCUCAGCCCAUUCGAAGAUGCUCAAGGACGUCUACCUGCCGGCUGGGAACGUCGCGAGGACAACCUUGGUCGCACCUAUUAUGUCGAUCACAACACCCGAACAACGAGCUGGAAUCGACCCACUGCAACUGGCGCCCAGGAACAGCGGAACGACAGAGAGGCAGCUACCCAGGUCGAGCGACAGAGACAUCAGAACCGUACUUUGCCCGAGGAGCGAACUGGUUCCAACUCGCCAACGAUGCACGCGCAGCAGCCGCAACCAGCGGCAUCACCAGCAACUAACGGCGGUGCGGUGAUGCACACUGGAGCAACAAGCCCCGGCACAGGAGAACUGCCUCCAGGGUGGGAGCAGCGAUGGACACCCGAAGGCCGACCCUACUUUGUUGACCAUAACACGAGAACAACCACCUGGGUUGACCCACGUCGCCAGCAGUACAUCCGUAUGUAUGGCGGCCAGAACAAUGCCAAUGGCCAAAUUCAGCAGCAGCCUGUGUCACAGCUUGGUCCUCUACCUAGUGGUUGGGAAAUGCGACUGACCAACACUGCUCGCGUCUACUUUGUUGAUCACAAUACCAAGACCACCACAUGGGACGAUCCUCGACUACCCUCAUCCCUGGAUCAGAACGUUCCUCAGUACAAGCGAGACUUCAGGCGAAAGCUCAUCUACUUCCGCUCACAGCCAGCAAUGCGAAUCCUUAGUGGUCAGUGUCAUAUCAAGGUUCGACGUUCUCACAUUUUCGAGGACUCGUUCGCCGAGAUUACACGCCAGUCAGCAACAGACUUGAAGAAACGACUGAUGAUUAAGUUUGAUGGUGAAGACGGUCUGGAUUAUGGUGGUCUCUCUCGAGAAUUCUUCUUCCUCCUUUCACACGAAAUGUUCAACCCCUUUUACUGCCUUUUCGAAUACUCCGCCCAUGAUAAUUACACCCUUCAGAUUAACCCCCACUCCGGUAUUAACCCGGAGCAUCUCAACUACUUCAAGUUUAUUGGCCGCGUUGUCGGACUGGCCAUCUUCCACCGACGCUUUUUGGACGCCUUCUUUAUCGGUGCUCUAUACAAGAUGAUGCUUGGCAAGGCAGUAGCCUUGGCAGACAUGGAGGGUGUGGACGCAGACUUCCACCGAUCGUUACAGUGGAUGCUGGAUAACGAUAUUUCCGGAGGUAUUUUGGAGCAGACUUUCUCGACUGAAGAUGAAAGGUUCGGAGUCCUCACAACUGAGGAUCUCAUUCCUGGCGGUCGCGACAUCGAAGUCACCAACGAGAACAAGAAGGAAUAUGUUGAUCUCAUGGUCAAAUGGCGCAUCGAGAAACGUAUUGCUGAGCAGUUCCAAGCUUUUAAGGAAGGUUUCCAAGAGCUCAUUCCCCAGGAUCUCAUCAACGUCUUCGAUGAACGUGAGCUCGAGCUCCUUAUCGGAGGUAUCGCUGAGAUCGAUGUCGACGACUGGAAGAAGCACACCGAUUACCGAGGAUAUACUGAAUCCGACGAGGUCGUGCAGAACUUCUGGGCGACAGUACGAUCCUGGGAUGGCGAGCAGAAGUCACGACUGUUGCAGUUCACUACUGGAACUUCUCGAAUUCCCGUCAACGGAUUCAAAGAUCUCCAGGGCAGUGAUGGCCCUAGACGAUUUACCAUUGAAAAGGCGGGAGAAAUCACUAAUUUGCCAAAGGCACACACUUGUUUCAACCGACUCGAUUUGCCACCUUAUAAGAGCCUAGAGAUGCUUCAGCAGAAGCUUACGAUUGCCGUCGAAGAGACUAUGGGUUUCGGUCAAGAGUAGACAAUAACGACAUUACCUUCAGCAGGGACACUGAACUGGAAAGGUUUAAACUACAGUCAAUUGCACUGCCCUGUAUUCACCACACAAGAGCGACCUUCUCUGGUCUGCCCCAUUCCUCUCAUAUACAUGCAACAACUUUUGGGUAUUUGCUUUGGUCCCAAGAGUGGACGGACCUGGGUCGUAUGGCGCUGGUAGGAUUAAUUCACCUUCAACAUGCGAUGCAGUACGUAAUUCUUCUCCUGGUUCCGCGAAGAGAAAAUGGACGAGAUUCUAAGCGGGCCUGCCAAUGCAGAUGCAUCUCGCCCGACCUGUUUCGUGGGGAAGAAGCUUUCGCAAACACUGUGGAACUACUAGGCAUGCGCCGGGAUAGACGGGUCCUUGGCUGCGAUGUUGCUUGACGAACGAUGGAAAAAGAAACUGUACUUAGCCAUGUAUUACGUGCGUUGUCAGCGGAGGCAAAGCCAGCGUGUUUGAGCUGGAAGUUAAGAAGAACAGGGUCACAGCGCUUCAUUUCAACUAUUUAUUACAUAUAUAGCACUCUC
This is a messenger RNA of Fusarium graminearum PH-1, 3160 nucleotides long. Its product is annotated as E3 ubiquitin-protein ligase pub1. The coding region runs from base 186 to 2618 and encodes 810 amino acids. Gene Ontology annotation, molecular function: ubiquitin protein ligase activity; protein binding. Gene Ontology annotation, biological process: ubiquitin-dependent protein catabolic process. The transcript has 7 exons. Lineage: Eukaryota; Fungi; Ascomycota; Sordariomycetes; Hypocreales; Nectriaceae. The record is from RefSeq and is a predicted model, not a curated record.